Molecule: messenger RNA, 1428 nt
Organism: Dermacentor silvarum
Lineage: Eukaryota; Metazoa; Arthropoda; Arachnida; Ixodida; Ixodidae
Product: annexin A7-like
Exons: 7
Coding region: 289-1428 (379 amino acids)
Cellular component (GO): cytoplasm
Molecular function (GO): calcium-dependent phospholipid binding; calcium ion binding
Source: RefSeq, a predicted model, not a curated record
UCGCUAUCGGCCUCUUUUGGUGCGUUUUGAGGAAGCUGUGUUCCAGCUCCGCCGUUGUAUUAUUAACACUGCAUUAAUAUCGGAUCCAAGGCUUUUGUUUGCUGGCAUUAUUGCGUAGUGGUUUCUUGUGGCAGUGACGGCGCACACUACUGUGCGUGUCUGUAAACAAUCUGUACGCACACGCCCAAUCCGGCUGCCGGCUGUGAGCGUUCCCGCAUUUCCUCGUGACGUAAGCUUGGCUCAAGUUCCACGCUGAGCACACAUUUGUGCCACUUAUAGCAAGAUACAAUGAGUUACCCGGGCGGAAGUGGGAACGCUUAUCCUCCUCAGCAGGGAUAUCCAGGUUACCCAUCCCAAGAUACAGCAAAUUACCCGAUGGGUGCUGUCUAUGGAGCGCCACCAGUUGGCCAGCAGGCUCCUGGCUACCCGCCCCAAGUACCAAAUCAGACAUACCCACCGUCGUCCUCACAAGGUUUCCCAACGACCCAGCCAGGUUUUGCUUCUCAGCCUGGUUACCCGAGCCAACCCGGCUAUCCGAGCCAACCAGGCUAUCCGAGUCAACCAGGCUAUCCGAGUCAACCUGGCUAUCCGAGUCAACCUGGCUAUCCGAGUCAACCCGGCUAUCCGAGUCAACCCACCUAUCCGAGUCAACCCAGCUACCCAAGUCAACCUGGCUAUCCGAGCCAGCCCAGCUAUCCAAGCCAGCCCAGUUAUCCAAGUCAGCCUGGUUACACCAUGCCCACAGCCACUGGCCAUCAAAGUUCCACUCAAGGAUACCCUGGUUACCCAACAAGCCAGAGUAGCUAUUCUGCACCUGUGUCUGCUGCUAGCUAUCCUUCUACACAAGCAGCUCCAAGCCCACACCCAUCUGCAGGCUAUCCUAGUGCAGGCACAACAACUGGCCCUGGUGGUUACAGUGCACCUUAUACGCAGUCAGCCUAUGGAGCAGGAUCUGUUUACUCCAGUGCUGCCCAGGUUACUCAAUCAGCAUCCUAUACAGGACAGCGUUUACGAGAUAGUCCAGGCAACGCAAGAAACAUGGCCACCAUCAAACCCUACCCAGGAUUCAAUCCCCAGGAUGACGCCCAGGCGCUGAGGAAGGCCAUGAAGGGCUUUGGCACUGAUGAGGCUGCCAUCAUUGCUAUUCUUGCCAAAAGGACAAGCGAUCAGCGACAGGCGAUCAUGACAACGUACAAGCAGAUGUUUGGACGGGACCUUGUAAAGGAUCUCAAGUCGGAGCUGUCUGGGAAAUUCGAGGAUGUCAUUGUUGGGCUGAUGACUCCACUUUACGAAUUCCUGGCGUCUGAGCUGAAGGCUGCCAUGAAGGGUGUUGGCACUGACGAGGACUGCCUGAUUGAAAUCCUCUGCACCCGCACCAAUGCUGAAAUUGCUGCCAUAAAGCAGAUCUACAAGCAGAUGUUCAGCUAA